AUGGGUUUUACUCAGCAUUGUCAUCCACUUCGUCUCAUAGAUUUGCAACCAAAUUUUCCACAUUAUGCGGAAAACUAUGAUAGUAGUGAUGAUGACGAUGAUGGUGAUCAAAAUUUAAGUACACCAAAAAAAUUCCGAUGUCGUCGAUGUAGUCUAUGCAGCAAAGAGAUCAAUUGGUUUAACAGAUAUUACUAUGAAUGUACUCAUUCAUGUGACUAUUCACUCCAUAAGUUUUGUGGAGACCUUCCUCUAACAUUAAAACACAAAUCGCACCCCUUUCAUACUCUUACCCUCACGUAUUCAUUUUGGUGUUAUUGCAAUAGACUCAUCAAAAACUAUAAAGAUUCCGAUCAUCCAAAUCUCCUCCAUCUCCCUUUUCCCGAUGAAAGUUACAACAUGCUGAAACACCUAUUUUUCAAAGAAAUAGGCUAUGGAACGUCGUUAACAACAAGUGAGAGUAACUUACGCAAUUUCCAUCAACACCCCCUUAUUCUAGUCCAUACAUCAGAGUGCAAUGAUAUCUCAAAGCCAUCCUCCUCAAGAACCAAUAAUGUUGUAUCUUGUCAUAACCCAAUGAAGAAAAUUGAACUGUUAUGCAAUGGUUGUGUCAGACCGAUCACUAGUAUGCCAUAUUACAAGUGUGCCAAUGAUAAUGAGAACUGCGACUUUGUUCUUCAUGAGUGGUGCACUCGAUUUCCUAUAGAAUUGAAAAAUUAUCCGAAUCACCCACAUACACUCAAAUUCCAUCCAAAAGUCCCUAAUAAUUCUUUCUCCAUUUUUAAUUGUGAUGUUUGUGGCUUGUGGGGUAAUGGAUUUGCCUACAGUUGUUUACGGUGUAACUAUCAUAUCGAUGUUAAAUGUGGGUUCAUUCCUGAAAAAAUAACUCACGAAGCUCAUCCGAAUCAUGUCCUCUCAAGGGUUCAGAAAAAAAAUCACUACCCAAACAAUUGUCGCCUAUGUUUGAAAGGAAGUUAUUGGGAUCCAUUUUCAUUCCUUUGUCACACUUGUAACGUAUUUAUACACGUUAAUUGUGCUCUUUUAUUGCCACGUGAAAUCAGGCACAAGUGUGACAAGCACCCCCUAAGCUUGAGUUACUUCCCGGUUGAAAAUUAUAAGGGUGAAUACUAUUGUGAAGUUUGUGAGGAGGAAUUCGAUCCUCAACGAUGUUUCUACCAUUGUUAUAAGUGUGACCAAUCAAUUCAUGCAUCUUGUGCACCAAUAAUAUCUGAGUUUGAAAGAGCUAGAUAUGAAGGAAUUUAUCGGUUUAUAAAUAUAAAAUUUGGAGGCAUUCACAAAAUUAAAGGUCACCCACACCCUCUCUUGUUUGCACAGGGAAUCAAGAGUGAUGGUCGAUGCGCCGAGUGUGGUUAUAGGUUGGAAUAUGAAAUAAUCCUCAGGUGUCCACAGUGCAACUUUGCAAUUAAUGUAAACUGUUGCCUUAAAUUUAUUGGAAGCACUCCAUUUUAUUUUCUCCACCAUAUAUAG
Messenger RNA from Erigeron canadensis, 1485 nucleotides. RefSeq lists its product as uncharacterized. The record is from RefSeq and is a predicted model, not a curated record. The transcript is spliced from 2 exons. NCBI's taxonomy places the organism in Eukaryota, Viridiplantae, Streptophyta, Magnoliopsida, Asterales, Asteraceae. The coding region runs from base 1 to 1485 and encodes 494 amino acids.